Molecule: messenger RNA, 1003 nt
Organism: Clupea harengus (Atlantic herring)
Lineage: Eukaryota; Metazoa; Chordata; Actinopteri; Clupeiformes; Clupeidae
Gene: eef1akmt1
Product: EEF1A lysine methyltransferase 1
Biological process (GO): methylation
Molecular function (GO): nucleic acid binding; protein-lysine N-methyltransferase activity
Source: RefSeq, a predicted model, not a curated record
UUUUCGAUUUCGACUUUUUUGGACGUUUGGCCUCUCUCGGCUGCCAUAUGGCUAGACAUCCACGUGUGACUGUCAACAGGGAGAGGUGGGGAGCAAGUACAUGAAGACAAGGCCACCAUGAGCGACAGCGACGAUGAUAUCCCACAGCUGUCCGUGGCCACGCUAGCUGCUCUGCAACAGUUCUACGAUGAGCAGAAGAUGGAUCAGGAACCAGCCACGGACCUGAACUCGGUCGGGGCUGUGGAUGAGGACUGGGGAAUGAGCCAGUUUUGGUAUAAUGAAGAGACAGCAACGCGGCUCGCAGAGGAGGCCAUACAGCAGGCUGGGAAAGGAGGCAGGAUAGCAUGCCUGAGUUGCCCUAGUGUGUACCAGCGGCUGAAGAAAGGUGACCUGGAUGGCGCUAACGACGUGACGGCCGUCGUGUUGGAAUUCGACCGCCGGUUCUCGAUGUAUGGCGACGCCUUUAUCUUCUACGACUACAACAACCCGCUCAGUCUACCAGAGACCAUCGGUCCGCAGAGCUUCGACCUCGUCAUCGCCGACCCCCCUUACCUGUCGGAGGAGUGCCUCAGUAAGGUGGCAGUCACGGUCAAGUUCCUGUCCAAGGGAAAGACGCUGCUCUGCACAGGAGCCAUCAUGGAGGAACAUGCAAAGAAACUCAUGGACCUGAAAAUGUGCAACUUCCUCCCCAAGCACAGCCAUAACCUGGCCAAUGAGUUCCGCUGCUACACCAACUACGAGUCAAAGCUCCUCUCCUAACAGCAGCUGCCCGCACUAUCAGACUUUUCAGCUCCUCUGUCAUGACUGAUUAUGAUCGUGACUCAACUAGUCAUGACUGUCGGAUGUAAGGUUACCCUGGGAACCAAUUAUGUAUAUAUAUCUUUAAAUAUCAAGGACUCUUUAGAUCAAUGAUAUUCAGUGCUGAAGGGUUUUGCAUAUUGUUUUGAAUAGACAUGAUCACUGAUGUACAGAUUAGAUAAAUAAAAAUGGAAACAAUCUUUAA